Gadus chalcogrammus (walleye pollock) is the source of this 1181-nucleotide messenger RNA. RefSeq names its product transcription factor HES-2-like. Gene Ontology annotation, molecular function: protein dimerization activity; DNA-binding transcription factor activity, RNA polymerase II-specific; RNA polymerase II cis-regulatory region sequence-specific DNA binding. The transcript is spliced from 2 exons. The coding region runs from base 49 to 741 and encodes 230 amino acids. NCBI's taxonomy places the organism in Eukaryota, Metazoa, Chordata, Actinopteri, Gadiformes, Gadidae. Gene Ontology annotation, cellular component: nucleus. The record is from RefSeq and is a predicted model, not a curated record. Gene Ontology annotation, biological process: regulation of transcription by RNA polymerase II; regulation of neurogenesis; anterior/posterior pattern specification.
UUUGACCCAUCGUUCAUUUCAAUAUGUGUAGUUAUAACUUGUUAAUGAAUGGGUGUGUUGAGAAAUGUAUCCCACAAUUUAUUUGGAGGGUAUAGGCUUUGUAAAAGUUGUUGUUUUGAUGAAAUAUUUCAACUUAUCAUCCUCCCUUUUCUCUCUCAGCUCCUCAAGCCACAAGUGGAGAGACGGCGCAGGGAACGAAUGAACCGUAGUCUGGAGGGCUUGAGACACCUCUUGCUUCAAGGCGUACAACAAGAGGGUGGCGCGCAGAGGCGAAUUGAGAAAGCGGAGAUUCUGGAGCACACGGUGUUCUUUCUGCGCAACGUCACAACCGAGGGAACAAGCAAUAGAGAAGGAUGCCAGUUGGGCAACAACGGCUUCAAAGACGGCGUCUCGGCCUGCAUGCAGAGAGCUGUGCGUUAUCUGGGCCAGCAGGAGGAGGGGCUGCGGCCAGAGGCCACGCUAGACGCAGCGCUCGUCGCUGGCUUCGUCUCCUCGCGCCCGGCGAGUCUCACGUACACCGCUAAACCGUGCUCCUCGUCGCCUCAAACGAACAAGUUGCUAUCCAUCCGCCAGCUGAUCAAGUCGAGGCACGGAGAGUCGACGCGAGGUGACCCAAUGGGUGAGGUGGCUGUGUCUCAUCGAUCGCCGGUUCAGCACGCUUCCCCCCCGCUGAGACCGAACCAAGCCGUGGCCCAGUCCCUCUCCCGGUCCGGUUCGUCGCUCUGGAGACCAUGGCCCUGAAACAUCGGGACCAAAACAUCACAAGCCUAAAAAGAAAAUACUUGAACUUAAAAUGACUGCAAAUGCUGCUUUCCCAAAUCAAGAUUUAAUAUAUGCCGCCCGCGUUGUUUUUGACAGUUUGUCCAAGAGAAAUGUCCCCAAAGUGUUGUAAACACUGGUCCCUUGGUUCAUGUUUGUAUUUGAUCGUACAUGUGCUACUAAUGUAAAGGGGUUAUACACUUUAUACAGCAUACGCUGUGUCUGCACAGGCCAAAUGUUUCAGUUGCCAUAUUUAUCAAUUUGCACAUAAUUUAUUUAUAAUGUUUACUUUGUCGAAGAAAAUAAAAUCAAAAAACUAACCAAAUGUCAUUCAUUGUGUCUUGCAACGAGGCACGCGCCUUUCUUUUUUCUGACGAACGUGUGAAGUGUGCGCUCGUGCGCUCACAGCUCAGGUGUGAACU